Molecule: messenger RNA, 683 nt
Organism: Pieris brassicae (large cabbage white)
Lineage: Eukaryota; Metazoa; Arthropoda; Insecta; Lepidoptera; Pieridae
Gene: Sdhaf3
Product: succinate dehydrogenase assembly factor 3, mitochondrial
Exons: 2
Coding region: 233-619 (128 amino acids)
Biological process (GO): mitochondrial respiratory chain complex II assembly; succinate metabolic process
Cellular component (GO): mitochondrial intermembrane space; mitochondrion
Source: RefSeq, a predicted model, not a curated record
GUAAUAGACUUCAAUAGAUCUUUUUAUCAAAAAACUUCAAUCCAAGAUAAUUUUCUCUACAAUACAUUACGAUAAUCCCAAUGAAAUCUGUAUUUUUAGGAUAUUAUUUUUAAAUUUUACCUUAAAGUAUCAUGUCAUUAAUUUAACCUUUAACAACAGGUUAGAUGGAUUUUUAAAAUAUAUCAUGAUUAAUUAGUCAAAUAAAGUUAACAUAUGCAACUUUAAAUAUACAAUGUUUACUACACAACAUGUUUCUCGUGUUCGCCGUCUUUAUAAGCUGAUAUUUCGAGUACAUAGAGCUCUACCACCAGAGUUGAGAGUUCUAGGAAACAAUUAUGCAAGGGAUGAAUUUAAACGCCACAAAACUUGCAGUACUGAAGAAGCAAAAAUUUUUCUUAAUGAAUGGACGGAUUAUGCUAUUAACAUCGCUAAACAGACAAAGCCUCUUAACCAAGCUAGAAACAAAGAUAUUGGAAAAUAUCUGGAUCCGAACCUGUUAGAUUAUAUGACUGAUGAGCAGCUUGUUCAGCUUUAUGAAUUGCAUAAAGCAACAUCUCUAGAUCCUGAUGAUGAAACUAGUGCUGAAAAUUUUAAUAAUGAAAAACAAACUAAACCUUAAUAAUUUUUAAUGUGAUUGUAGUUAAUUAUUUAUUUUUUGAUUUUGGAUGUUAUAAUAAAAAUAC